Olea europaea var. sylvestris is the source of this 360-nucleotide messenger RNA. RefSeq names its product two-component response regulator ORR9-like. The coding region runs from base 1 to 360 and encodes 119 amino acids. The transcript is spliced from 3 exons. Gene Ontology annotation, biological process: phosphorelay signal transduction system; cytokinin-activated signaling pathway. The record is from RefSeq and is a predicted model, not a curated record. NCBI's taxonomy places the organism in Eukaryota, Viridiplantae, Streptophyta, Magnoliopsida, Lamiales, Oleaceae.
AUGCACGUUAUUCUGACUGCAAUUUCCAGAAGACUGAAUAACAAGAGCAUGUCUUCUGCAACCUUAGACACAACAACAACCAAAGAAGCAGUAAAUCAAAACAAAUUAGAAAAGUUUUUAAAGAUAACACAGUUCCAUGUAUUAGCAGUUGACGAUAGCCUCAUUGACAGAAAGUUGAUUGAGAGACUCCUCAAAACUUCUUCUUAUCAAGUUACUGUAGUGGAUUCUGAAGCAAAGGCUCUAGAGUUUUUGGGAUUGAUUGAAGAUGACAAAAAUGAUCUAUCAAAAAUUAACAAUUGCUUAGAGAAAGAAGCAGAAGACUUCUUUCUGAAGCCAGUUCAACAAUCUGAUGUUAAUUAG